Messenger RNA from Clunio marinus, 276 nucleotides. Lineage: Eukaryota; Metazoa; Arthropoda; Insecta; Diptera; Chironomidae. The record is from the annotation of a GenBank genome assembly.
AUGAAUGUAUUCUUAUCUAUGGCAGAUAUUUUUCAAGUAAUUCUCUGGAAUGUCGACAUGAGUAAUGAUAACAAUUACCAAGGGGUAAAUCAUCGUAGUGCUUCUGCCGGGUGCCUCCAAAUGAAGCAUCAGAAAUCACUAGUGCUUUUCAAGAAAAAUGGCCUUUUUCCAAGAAUUUGCUUACAUUUUCUUGGAAUUUGUCUAGUGCUUCAAUGCACCAAUGGUGCUUCUGCCGGCCAAUUUUAUUCGAUGAACAGCCCCUUGACAAUUACAUAG